CGUUGCUCUGCGCCCAUGUUUCUAUGGUAGAGCCGGUCUCGGAGGCUGCGGCGGCGGUGGUGGCGGCUGCGGGAGAGUGGGGGCUCCAACUUUUCUAUUGGUUUGGCGUGCAGAGGGUCGCGAUGUCAGAGAAAAAGCAGCCGGUAGACUUGGGUCUCCUGGAGGAGGACGACGAGUUCGAGGAAUUCCCUGCGGAAGACUGGGCUGGUUUAGAUGAAGACGAAGAUGCACAUGUCUGGGAGGAUAAUUGGGAUGAUGACAAUGUAGAGGAUGACUUCUCUAAUCAGUUACGAGCCGAACUAGAGAAACAUGGUUAUAAGAUGGAGACCUCAUAGCAUCCAGAAGAAGUGUUGAAGCAACCUAAACUUGAACUGUUUACUAAAUUGUAGGAGAACCCAGGAUGGGACACUUUAAAAAAUAUGUUUAUUUCAUUACCUACUUGGCUUUAUUUUUGCUUUUGUAACACAAAAAAAUAAAUGUUUUGAU
Molecule: messenger RNA, 486 nt
Organism: Pteropus alecto (black flying fox)
Lineage: Eukaryota; Metazoa; Chordata; Mammalia; Chiroptera; Pteropodidae
Gene: SEM1
Product: SEM1, 26S proteasome complex subunit
Exons: 3
Coding region: 24-335 (103 amino acids)
Biological process (GO): mRNA export from nucleus; proteasome assembly; double-strand break repair via homologous recombination
Cellular component (GO): proteasome complex; proteasome regulatory particle, lid subcomplex
Source: RefSeq, a predicted model, not a curated record